Messenger RNA from Prorocentrum cordatum, 378 nucleotides. NCBI's taxonomy places the organism in Eukaryota, Dinophyceae, Prorocentrales, Prorocentraceae. The record is from the annotation of a GenBank genome assembly.
AUGCCGUCGGGGAAGAUCAAGAAGUUCUUCGAGGACAAGGGUUUCGGCUUCAUCACUCCUGACGACGGUAGCGAUGACGUGUUUGUGCAUCGCAAAGUGCAUGGGGAUGGCCAAGAUCGCACCGCGUAUUUGGAAGAGGGUGAUUCCGUCACGUACGAGGUAGAGUGGGACGACCGCAAAGGCAAGUAUUCAGCCUCGUCUUGCGACGGCCCCUGGAAGACAGGCGGCGGUGGUGGAGGCGGUGGUUGGGGCGGUGGCGGUGGAGGCGGCUGGGGCGGUGGAAAGGGCGGUGGGAAAGGGGGGGGGGUGGCCGGCGCACGCAGCACUCUGUGUGAUGAGCGGGGGGCCUCAGGAGACUUGCGUACACCCUGCCAGACA